Molecule: messenger RNA, 1221 nt
Organism: Erpetoichthys calabaricus (reedfish)
Lineage: Eukaryota; Metazoa; Chordata; Cladistia; Polypteriformes; Polypteridae
Product: extracellular calcium-sensing receptor-like
Exons: 2
Coding region: 123-1217 (364 amino acids)
Biological process (GO): G protein-coupled receptor signaling pathway
Cellular component (GO): membrane
Molecular function (GO): G protein-coupled receptor activity
Source: RefSeq, a predicted model, not a curated record
GAAGACCAAAAAAAUUAUAAACAAUUUAGUAAUGAAAAAAAAAACUUUUACAUUGAUUAUUUUGUGAUGACUCAUUCUCUAUAUUUAGUUUCAGCUUUAGAACAUAUCGUUGGCUGCAUUCCAUGGUCUACGCCAUCAAUGAGAUCAACGGCAAUCCCAACCUGCUCCCCAAUGUGACCUUGGGCUACAGUCUGUAUGACUCCUGUGAUGUCAUCCCCCGGGGCAUUGAAGGUGUUAUGUGGCUGGUCUCCGGCCAGGAUGAAGUGGUUCCAAAUUACCGCUGUAAUACUAAAGCUCCCUUGGCAGCAGUCAUUGGAGAUGGAGCAUCAUCUGUUUCAAUCCCCAUGGCCAUUCUGCUUGGAAUAUACCGCUAUCCUCAGAUUAGCUACUUUGCAACAGCUCCAGCUCUGAGCAACAAGCAUGAAUUCCCAUCUUUCUUCCGCACUAUUCCGACUGACAUGGUCCAAGGUAUAGGGUUGGCACAGCUGGUUAAUUAUUUUGGGUGGUCAUGGGUGGGUAUACUGACUGAUGACGAUGACUAUGGACAAGGCAUUGCUGCAGUUUUUAUGAAGGAAGCACAGGCUUCUGGAAUAUGUGUUGAAUUCUUGGAGCGAGUGCCAAUACUCUACUCUGAAGAGCGAACACGCCACAUAGUAGAAGUCAUCAAGGCAUCUACUGUCAAUGCUAUUGCAGUCUUCUCUUGGGAGGCCUACCUUUAUCCUGUCAUUAAAGAGAUUGAUAGGCAGAAUAUUACUGGGAAAAUCUGGAUUGGAAGUGAGUCCUGGUCUUCUUCUCCAGUGUUAUCCAAGAAUCAGAUUUUCAAGAUGCUGACUGGAAGUAUAGGAUUUGCAAUUCACAGAGGGGAUAUCCCUGGGUUCAAAGAGUAUCUGCUUAGUAUACACCCAUUCAAAUCUGCUAAUGAUAUAUAUGUUAAGCUUUUCUGGGAAGAGGCUUUUAAUUGCAAGUGGACCACCUCUAUUGGAGGUCUUGAAGCAGAAAAUGGACAAAAACUCUGCAAUGGAAAGGAACAGCUAGCCAAACUGGAUAACAUUUUUUUGGAUGUGACUAAUUUACGGAUGACCUACAAUACCUACAAUGCCAUUUAUGCUGUGGCGCAUGCACUGCAUGAUCUGAACUCCUGCAUACCUGGGAAAGGUCCCUUUAAAGAGCAGUCAUGUGCAAAUAUUACAGAUUUUGAACCAUGGCAGGUAACUUGAUUAG